Periconia digitata is the source of this 833-nucleotide messenger RNA. The record is from the annotation of a GenBank genome assembly. Lineage: Eukaryota; Fungi; Ascomycota; Dothideomycetes; Pleosporales; Periconiaceae.
CCAUGCCCCAUCUUACAGAUGCACAGAGCAAGGACCAUCUAGAAAGCUUUGAGGAGUUUUUCGAGCAUCUCAAUCGGGCCACGAAAGCGGUUCUUCCUAGAUCAGUCAGGAGAUAUCAUGACGUUGUUGUCCUUCUUUUACGAUGGCAAGAUGAUGAUCUAGGAACAGAAACUGAAGUUAAUGACCUAGAGAGUGUACUCCGAGAUUUAUACCAUUACCGAACCGAAAGAUAUUUGAUUCCGUCAAGCGAUUCGGCGACUCAGCUGGAGUACCGACUCAAUGAUUUCCGCAAAGCUCAUGAUCGUGAUUCCAGCCUUUUAUUGCUAUAUUAUGGCGGUCAUGGUUCCCUCGACUUCAACAAGCAACGGCCAAGUAGAAGUGUUUGGCAAGCCACCCGAGUUGGAGGCGCAUCGCUGAUAUGGUCUGAUCUGCAAGGUAUCCUUGAACGCGCCAAAUCCGACGUUGUUUUCAUUCUAGAUUGUUGUUUCGCUGCAAGUGCAGCAAGAUGUGCUGGCUCAAAAGAGGGGCUUUGGGCAUGCAAUUCGGAGGUUACUACGACUGGGGUUAACGACAACUCCUUCACACGAAACCUCAUCGAAGAGCUCAAGUCAUUGAGUACGUCACGAUUCAAUAUUGCUAUGCUGCACGCCCGACUCAUGAAGCGGUACCGGAAGCCUGGUCCUCAUAUGCUUCUUACUGAGCCUUGGUACACCUACCUUGGAGAUACUGCUCUAGCCUCUACUGAAAUCUCCCCCCAACCAUCGAUUCAGACGGACACGCCAGGUAAAAUUUCCUGUGUCAUAAGUCCCAGUUACAGACUCUAAACUAUCCUC